Messenger RNA from Cordyceps fumosorosea ARSEF 2679, 771 nucleotides. RefSeq lists its product as hypothetical. The transcript is spliced from 3 exons. NCBI's taxonomy places the organism in Eukaryota, Fungi, Ascomycota, Sordariomycetes, Hypocreales, Cordycipitaceae. The record is from RefSeq and is a predicted model, not a curated record. Bases 1 to 771 code for a protein of 256 amino acids.
AUGACCGAAUUCCUCUCCAAAUCUUCAAAGAAAGUUAUCAAUAUCGCAGACUUCGGCAUCGAUGAGAAGCCUACGGAAGACGUUAAUCACAUCUAUAUUGAUACCAGAGAAGAAGGAUUUCGGGAUUUCUUCGGCGGCUACGUCCCCCAAUCCAGGCCCGAGGAUGCCCCGACAUUUCACUUGAUCGAGCCACCUUCCAGCAGCACCUGGAUGAACAGCAGCCCGGCUGGCGAUGACUACAAGGCGGCAUGGAUGUUGACUGUCAAAGGGCAGUACGCACGACUCUGGGGGUUCGCUUUCAAGGGGGUCUGCGCUGAUAGGAGGAACGUGUGGAUAUCGCUACUCCCACGCUCUUCCCACAACAACACGCCCGGCGAUUACAGCAGCCUAUAUAAGGAUUUGAAGAAUGACCACCAGGAGAUUUUUGGGAUGCUCAAGUGGGCGCACGCUUACAAGGGGUUGUCAACGAAGCAGGUCAUCAGCGCCGCCAACGGCGAGGAAGACAACAUGUGGGUCGAGAAGGGCGGCACUCUUCAGCCAGUUUCCAUCUUGCGGAGGGAUGGUGACAGUUUCAUCGUCAGGAAAUUGCCCAAUAAGGGCGAGCGAGAGGUACCGACAUCGGGCUGGCAUCCUGCAUUUUUCCUCAACGCAAACGGCGUCGAAAAGCAGUGCUGGCAGGGCCACCAGCUCUGGUCGCUCGACAACCUCGAGCAUUACCUACAUUCGAUGAGACCCGGAUCGCCUCACCGAAUUUGGGGCUUUCUUGGCUAG